AACUCGAACUUCAUCGAAAUCGCCGGAAUGUUAAACAUUGAAGUGCCAGCACAGUUUGUCUUAACCUUGCAAUCAGUGCCGCCUUUCGUUUUCGAAAGCCUUUUUGCCUUAGCCUUGGUACUUCUUCUGUCAGUGCCACUCUUCAACCACAUUUUUUUCCUUUUCGAUGAUCCUGGAAGAAAGUCCUCCAAGGCAUCCCUUUCUCGAAAUGUCAGUUUCUCCACAAUAAAAAAACGUACAAUCGUAAUGCAUUAUCCUGUUCCUCUGGUAAAAUCAACUUCAAGUUCGAGCCUCAGCGUAACUUUAACUCCAGUUCGAAAUACAAUUUCUUCUCCUAUUCCAAAAUCGCCUCCAUCAAAAAAAAAUAAUUUUGAAGAUCCCCUACCCCUAAACCAAUCAAAAUCAUUCGUAGCUACAAAUUCCGAGCUUCCAGUAGUCGAUAUUUCGUCAGUCAAUUAUUUAUCCUACAUACACAAAUUAAUAGAAAUUUUGUUAAAAAAACAAUGCAAUGAUCAACCACCUCCAGGAGAUUUGGUUCUGAAUUCAAUUUUUAUAAACGCGACUGACUCAAAAACAGAGAAAAAAUUAAAGGAAGAUCCUGGUCGAAAUUCCUUGAACGUUCAAGAAGAUCCAGAGCCUGUAAAAGUGAUCAAAAAAUGGGUAUGGGAUUAUUUGCAUCCCUUGGAUCAUUUUUUGGUGAAAGGGAUUAGAAAGCCAGAGACUUCAGAGAAAGGUACAGACACAAAGGAGUCGAUUUCUGAAAAUGAUGUGGUUCCUGAAUUGGUAAACUUUAAGGGGCCACCUGCAAGUCCGAAAAAACAACUAAAUUUUUAUUCUCGAAAACGAAGUAAUAAUGCUCAAGCGAAGUCUAAGUCGAUUUCUGGAAAUGAUGUGGUUCCGGAAAUUGUAGAUUCUAUGCGAUUACCGCCGUCGCCGAAAAGACAGACUUUUUAUUCUCAAAAAAGAAAUUGCAAUAGUGCAACUAAUUCUCAGUUUAAUUCUGGGAAUGUUAGUCAACGUCAAACUAAUGAUAAUGAAAAUUCGAGGAUAGAAGAUAUCAAUAAGAAUGAAAUUCCGCAUAAUGAAGCUGAACAGCCUCUUCGGAGAUCUGAUGAACCCAAAGUUGAUGUCAAGCUUGAUAGUGAUUCUCCAGAGUCACAAUCUCCACAGUUUCCAAGAAAGACCCCUCGGACACCGAAAAGACAACGGAGUACCGGAAGUCUUCAGAAACUUAAAAAAUCUGAAAAAUCAAACCAGUGCAUGAUCAUCGAUAAAAUAAAAAACCCUCAAGUAGAAGUAUUUAAUCAAAACAUUUAUUUACUAAAAAGAGAACAUAGAAAUGAUCAUUCGCAAAGUUCAAGUGAAGUUGGAAGUGAGUCAAGUAAAUUCAAAGACAGUAGUUCCUAUCGAGCAAAAUCUUUACUGAUGAAGAAAAAAAGUCGCGGAAAUACUCCCUUGUGUUCAAAUCCCUGGUUCACCGGAAGUUGCACGCAAAGUUUCAAUCGAAGAUGUCCAAAUGCAAGGCCCAGAUCAACCGGUGGAAGAUCAUAUUUCGAAAAACGCACCGUUUCAGUCAAAAAUUGGUGCAGCAAUCCAUCUUCAGCUUCUGAAAGUCGUUGCACAACUCCCAGACUAGCGACACCCAGGAAAAGAAGUACUUCUCCUCAAAGAAAUGAUAUCAUUUCUAAUAAAGAGGAUAAGGAAAAUAAAGCAGAUAAAAAUCGUCAUAAUUCUGAAGAAGCAAAUCCUAAAAAUUCGGGUCAGAAAUCUUCAGAAGGGACAUCAGAAAUUAAGUCCAGAGAUUUAAAAUCUGUGGUUUUAAAGUCUAAAAUUGUGAGAUCAACUGGAAUGAAGUCUUCUAAACCAAAAGCUUUAGUUCUAAACUCAUCGGAACUGAAAUCUUCAGAAGUUCCUAAAUCACCAGAUACAAAAUCACGUCCUAAAUCUUCAGGGGGAAAAUCUUCGAUUCCGACACCUAUUCCUUAUUCGCAAACCUUCCUGGUGUCAUCUAAAUCACCUCCUUCAAGUUCGCGAUAUUCUGAGUCACAUUUACCGCUUCAGAUGAAAAAUCAUUUAACGAAAAAUAAACUAAAUUCGGAUAGUGUACUCGUAGGGAAAAAGACUGCUUCUGAAAGCGGUUCCAAGUCUUUGGAGAGGCCAAAGAGCUCGAGGAUUAGUAAACUUCAGAGAGCAAAAACAGUUGGUUCUAUUUUGUGCAAGAAUUCUAUUUCGGGUGUUAUGAGAGAGAAGAGAGAAGGUGAUAAUGUGGUUGUAAAUAGGGAUGCGGAAAUUGUGAGGAGUCCAGAUAUUGAAGUUGUGAAUGAGAAUUUACCAAGUGUGAAGAGAAGAGCUUCAGAUAAGGGUUAUGAGGUUGUUGACAGAAAUUCAACCACUGUGAAGAGACGAGAUUCGGAACGUGCGAGGAGUUUAAGUGCUCAGAGCGAAGAGAGUUGGUUGGACGAACAAAGCACGGCACAGAUGACAAAAUGGUCUUCUUCAAACUCCCUGCACGAUUCAGGAGUUUCAAGAACGAAAACUUUUAGCACGGCGACAGUGCAGAUUUCGAAACGAAUAUCUCAGGACCGUAAAUCGAUUGAUUCGAGGUGGAGUAGACCUCGAAUCAAAUCGAGUUCUGGCUCGAAAACAAACUCGCUCUUGUUGAGAACUGAUGAAAUCAGCGAGAUCAAUUUGGAUCAGGAGAACAAAGAGCCCAAACUUCCGAAACGCGAUUCCAAAGUUGGAAUUGCCAUACAACAAGGCCUGAAAAGUUAUAUUCACAAGGUGAAGAAGACUUUGUCUGAAAGAGAGAAUUUUCUUAUAGAUUCUGAAGAGCUGGCAUCUAUGAGUCUUACUGAUGCUAUUUUGCCAGACAUUAGAACUGAUCUCAACAGAAACGAGGUUCAACAAGUCCAGCAGAUUUUGACUCAAGUUGAAAAGUUUGAUUGUAAAAAGACAGAUGUCCAAAAGCACGUGUGAUCAAUUUUUUUUAUAAAUUUUUAGUGCAAAUUGGUUUUCUAGAAAUUUAGUGAUGUACUUUUUAGCAAGUGUACAAUGUCGUUUUUGAAUU
This is a messenger RNA of Belonocnema kinseyi, 3067 nucleotides long. RefSeq lists its product as uncharacterized. NCBI's taxonomy places the organism in Eukaryota, Metazoa, Arthropoda, Insecta, Hymenoptera, Cynipidae. Bases 28 to 2976 code for a protein of 982 amino acids. The transcript is spliced from 4 exons. The record is from RefSeq and is a predicted model, not a curated record.